Trypanosoma theileri is the source of this 879-nucleotide messenger RNA. RefSeq lists its product as uncharacterized. The coding region runs from base 1 to 879 and encodes 292 amino acids. The record is from RefSeq and is a predicted model, not a curated record. The transcript has a single exon. NCBI's taxonomy places the organism in Eukaryota, Euglenozoa, Kinetoplastea, Trypanosomatida, Trypanosomatidae.
AUGGAAACUGAAUUUCAGCGUUAUACUUCACAGACAAAUACAGAUCAAUAUAAUCUCUACAAGGGCAAACACAUCAGAAGCGGCAGUCUACAGAAAGAUGCUGCAAACAAUACCGGCAGCUGUAGUGAUGAUGAUAAUGAUGACAGUAAAAGUAACCACUGCGGUAUAGGCGCCGCUCUUGUAACGUGUCCUUUAUCACCCAUUCGAAAGAUACCACGAUUAACAUCUCCCCAUAACUCAGAAAGUAGUAUUGAUUCUGCAGCAGCAGCCGCCGCUUCCAAUUCUCAUUCUUCUCACUCCUGCAACGAUCAGACUGCAGCUUGCGUUACUGUUAUGGUGCCAACAAUGUUCACAACGGCUGCUGGACGACCCAUUUGUGUGCGUGAGAGUCGUCGUAUUGAACGUGAUUCACCGUAUUGGAAGUUACUUUUUGAAUUCCCAACUUGCGAGCGAGUUGUUUCAUCUUUCACUGAUAUUAAGGAUGAUAAUCAAUCUCUUGAUGAUGAUAAUAGUCAUUCCAACCCUGUUAAAGAAGAAGAAGACGAUGACGAUGAAGAAGAUACCGUAAACAAAGAGAAGAACGGCGCCGCUAUACCGUUGCUUCCAGUCUGGCGACGACAACUGAGAAGGGCAGAUCCAUUUUCUUCAUUAUCAUUAUUAUUACCAACGCCCAUUGUGGAAUAUAAUGAGUUGCGUAGCCACUCAUGUCCUCCGAGGGUUCAGAGCAGCAACAACAAUAAGAGUAGAAACGAGGACACAACUACUAUCAAUUCACAGAUAAAGUAUAAUGGUAUUGGUGAAAUCACCUUUCCUUACUCUUCCUUCACUAGGGCUGAUGGAAGUAUGAUUUAUCUCUCACCUGCAACAAGUCGCAAGUAA